Messenger RNA from Selaginella moellendorffii, 2051 nucleotides. RefSeq names its product protein NRT1/ PTR FAMILY 8.1-like. The record is from RefSeq and is a predicted model, not a curated record. The transcript has 5 exons. The coding region runs from base 13 to 2001 and encodes 662 amino acids. NCBI's taxonomy places the organism in Eukaryota, Viridiplantae, Streptophyta, Lycopodiopsida, Selaginellales, Selaginellaceae. Gene Ontology annotation, cellular component: membrane. Gene Ontology annotation, biological process: oligopeptide transport; transmembrane transport. Gene Ontology annotation, molecular function: transmembrane transporter activity.
CUAGGAUACUUUAUGUCUAAAUCGCUUUGCGGCAUUUUCCCCGCUUUGCUGUCAAAGAAAACGACUGUUAACAAGUUCGUUCAAUCACGCGACGCGAAUGUGACUGGCAAGCUUUUCUUUUUUUUGUGUUUGAUGCAAUUAUGCUACGUGGUUUUCAAAGUUAUUUGCAGGUGCACCGAAACUGGUUUUAGAACCCUUAAAAUAAGAUUUCUAGGCUUUGCUAAAAAGUGUGUUAUUGUUCUCAUGGAAGCUCCCGAGAGCGUGGAGGCGCCGGCGCUCCAGAGAAAGGAUUCCCUUUCAUCCCUUAAGGGUGCGGAGAAAAGGAAGACUGGCGGCUGGAAAGCUUGUCCAUUCAUACUUGGCAAUGAAUGCUGCGAGAGGCUGGCAUACUAUGGCAUCAGCACUAACCUGGUGGUGUACAUGACCAAGAAGCUCAACCAGAACAAUGCAACCGCUGCUACCAAUGUCAACAACUGGUCGGGAACUUGCUACAUCACGCCGCUCAUUGGCGCCUUUAUCGCGGACUCCUACAUUGGAAGAUACUGGACGAUCGCUGCUUUCUCUUGCGUAUACUUCCUGGGAAUGCUACUUCUCACUCUUUCAGCGUCACUACCGUCUCUACGACCAACUUGUCACGAACAGUCAUGCUCAUCGGCAACUCUGGGCCAGCUCGCAGUCUUCUACAGCUCACUAUAUCUCAUAGCGCUCGGGACGGGUGGAAUCAAGCCGUGCGUCUCGUCGUUUGGAGCGGACCAGUUUGACGACAAGAAUCCGGCGGAGAAGAAACAGAUGACAUCGUUUUUCAACUGGUUUUACUUCUCCAUCAACAUCGGCGCUCUCGUGUCGAGCAGCAUUCUGGUUUACAUCCAAGACCAAGUGAGCUGGGCAUGGGGCUUUGGCAUCCCGACGGCGGCAAUGGCGAUAGCGAUAUGCUCCUUUUUCUCGGGAACCAGGCUGUACAGGCACCAGCCUCCAGGGAUGAGUCCGCUCACACGAGUCGCCCAAGUGCUUCUUGCCGCCGGGCGGAAGUGGAGAGUCCAAGUUCCUGAAGACAAAUCCUUGCUUCACGAGGACAACGACUCGGAGACGAGGAAGCUAGCACACUCUCCCAACUUUCGGUUUCUGGACAAAGCUGCUGUGAAAGACAGGGCGAGCGCCGAAGUAUCACCGUCACCAUGGCUGCUUAGCACUGUCACUCGAGUCGAGGAGGUGAAGAUGCUCGCCCGGCUGCUGCCAAUCUGGGCUACCAGCAUCGUCUUCGCAACCGUCUACUCCCAGAUGUCAACAUUGUUCGUGGAGCAAGGCGGGGUGAUGAACACUUACGUCGGCUCGAGCAACUUCAAGAUCCCGCCGGCCUCGCUCUCCAUCUUCGACACCUUGAGCGUCAUCCUUUGGGUCCCUCUCUACGACCGCCUCCUGGUGCCGCUCGUCCGCCGCUACACCAAGCAUCCACAGGGGUUCACGCAGCUCCAGAGGAUGGGAAUCGGUCUGAUCAUCUCAACCUUCUCGAUGAUCAUCGCUGCGCUGGUGGAGAUAAAGCGCCUGGAGAUCGCUCGGAGCAGGGGGCUGAUGGAUCCCGACGCCGUGAGCGACGAUCCGGUGCUGGUGAGGAGGCAGAUGAGCAUCUUCUGGCAAGUCCCGCAGUACUUUCUCAUCGGCGCCUCGGAGGUGUUCACUUUCAUCGGCCAGAUCGAGUUCUUCUACCAGCAGUCGCCGGACGGGAUGCAGAGCCUGGCCGCCGCCCUGUCGCUCACGACCAACGCGCUGGGGAGCUACCUCAGCAGCCUGCUGGUGACGAUCGUGAUGCGCAUAUCGCAGAGGAAUGGCAACCCCGGAUGGAUCGCAGACAAUCUCAACCAGGGGCACAUGGAUUACUUCUUCUGGCUGCUAGCGGUUCUCAGCGCGAUCGACAUCCUUAUCUAUUUGCCGCUGGCGCACUGGUACCGCUACAAGAGCCUGCGCGAGGAGGAAGACGACUCAGCUAGCGCGGGAAAAGUUUAGUAUAUACUUGAAGAUGCUUUAAGUACCUAUAAACCCUAAACCUCUUUCAA